Molecule: messenger RNA, 642 nt
Organism: Alternaria alternata
Lineage: Eukaryota; Fungi; Ascomycota; Dothideomycetes; Pleosporales; Pleosporaceae
Exons: 2
Coding region: 1-642 (213 amino acids)
Source: RefSeq, a predicted model, not a curated record
AUGUCAUCAACCAAUCGAGUGACGCGUGAUCGACGCAAGCGGCCAAAACUCGAGCAUAAAACUACAGACGACGAAAACUUGCAACCACAUCCUGUCGAAAUUCUCUCAACUGUAGUACAUCUGGAUAUAGCCAUGCAAGGAUCAGAAACCAAAGUCGGUGACGCUGGUGUAUACCAAGCCAUCGCUGCGCGGAAUCAAUUCGAUUCACCCUUCCUACGGUUACCAAGCGAGAUACGCAAUCAGAUUUACUACUUUGCGCUCGGAGGCAAUGAGAUCUAUGUCAGUUCCAAUGGUGACAAGAUGUCACCCCUAUGGGGUCGCUCUUUAGGGCAAAAGAUCUGGAGUCUCAAACCCAUCAAACAGAUCAUGGCCAUCAACUUGCCACUCGCAUGUACCCAGAUCCGUCGUGAGCUCGGAGAGUACUACGCUUUCACUUUUAAUUCGUUCGGGGCGAUGGCAGACGUAGGCGUCGGACCAUUACUGCAUCGACUUACCUCUGCUCAGAGGCAUAAGAUUGAAGUCCUUACGGCAAACCAUGCUUAUCCCAUCGAAAACAAAAUUUCCUACUAUGAUCACAUCUUUACCCUAAAAAGAAGAACACAAUUGGUCGGCUUCGCGCGGCCUGUAACAAUAAGGAGAUGA